Messenger RNA from Durusdinium trenchii, 1514 nucleotides. NCBI's taxonomy places the organism in Eukaryota, Dinophyceae, Suessiales, Symbiodiniaceae. The record is from the annotation of a GenBank genome assembly.
CCUCGCUUCUUGCUUUCCCAGCCAGCAGCUCAAGGGUGGCGGCGGCGUUUGUUCGGGCUUUGCCAUGUCAGUCUCCUCAAUCUGGCUUUACAGACUCUUGCUGCUGGAAGUGUUGGGCCUGAUUGGGGUCUAUUGGGAAAUUGAAACCGAGUUUUCGGUGUCCUCAAUCCGGUUCUCUUCAACCCCCUUGCGAAUUGGCAACGGAGGCGGCUUCCUCAGAAGCAUGAGGAUGCAAGGUUCUCCGGGAAGUCCAGCUCCGGCAGCAAGACGUUUGCGAUCAGACAUGGGGGCACCUGAAGCGCCAGAUUUCGGAUCUCAAGAAAUCAGAACAGCACGCCUGUACAUUCAAAGGUCUGAUGGAGCAGUGCCAAGUCUUGUGAUCGUUGGAGCUGACAAAGGCGGCACCUCCGAAGCUUUUGCAAUGCUAGCACGUGAGUUCCAGGUUCUUGAUCCCGGCCACAAAGGCAAGAAGGAGUUGGGUUGCUUGUAUGAGGCAUGGAAUGGCACUCAAGGUGUUCACGACUGCUACCAAGAGUACUUCGGACAGCUCCAGCACAAUGACGACGAGGAUGUUUUGCCAGUCGAUGCCACGCCCAACUAUUACUAUUCCAACGAGUUCUAUGCCUUCGACAUUUCACCGCCUAAGAUCUUGGCGGAAUUUGCCCCAGAUGCCACCAUUGUGUUCCUUUUGAGAGAGCCGAAGAGUCGAAUCCAGAGCCUGUACAACCAUUGGUUGGUCUCGAACAACAGGCGUGAUCUCAGCCUCGCACUGGAAGAACAGCUGGAGGAGGAGCUGCAGUUUCUCAACGGCACUCAAAACCUGUUCGACGGCUUCGUUAAUGCCAGUGGCAUCGAGGACCAAAAGUGCAACAUGUGGAACGCCUGGUACGAGCUCCGCGAGAAUUAUCAAGAAACUGCUCGGAACCUCCGGCGAAAUCAGACAAAGGAUGUGGACAGCAAGCGCAUCACCUCCUUAAUCCUGACCUCCAUGUACUUCCCUUUCAUCCACACGUGGGUCCAGUUUUUUGAUCGGGUUGCUGUGAUGCAAAGUGAGUACUUUUUCGAGGACAGAAAUCGGCUUUGGCAACUGCUGCAGCUCUCUCUCUCGUCUAGCAGCCCUGCUGAGCUGCGUGCGGAGAACCAGGCGGCAAGCUAUGACGAGAAGUCCAAACUCUCGAAUGACAUGAAGGAACGCUUGGAACAAGCCUUCCAGCAGCCGAAUGCUUUGCUGUUCAAGUACCUCGGCAAACUGGAAUCACGUGGUUUCUCCGUGUUGCCGAGAGUGGGAGCCUCUACUUGGUGGACGGCUAUCGAUCCGACAGGCUCGAGGCAAUCAAGAUUGCUCGCUUGAGGUGACGGUCGACGUUCUUCCAUCGCCUUUGGAGGUGAGGAGGAUUGAGAGAUCGUGUGGCUACUUUUGUUGAGACUCAGCGCUCCUAGUUGCGCAGCCUCAAACCUUCAAAAUGAUGGUUGCAUGAGGUGGAUGAAGGGCAUCGCUACUAGUAACAAAGGGC